Molecule: messenger RNA, 3517 nt
Organism: Mauremys reevesii (Reeves's turtle)
Lineage: Eukaryota; Metazoa; Chordata; Testudines; Geoemydidae
Product: cytochrome b561 domain-containing protein 2
Exons: 4
Coding region: 347-1015 (222 amino acids)
Cellular component (GO): endoplasmic reticulum
Molecular function (GO): transmembrane monodehydroascorbate reductase activity
Source: RefSeq, a predicted model, not a curated record
CCCCUGCGGCGCUGAGCCCCUCCCCCAGGUGGGGGAGCUGGGCCCCAUGGUGGGUGGGGUUCGAAGGCAUGCAAACCUCCCAGUAGUCGUGCCUGCCAGCAAUGCCCUGAGGCCCGUGGGGGGCUGGUGAGGAGCAGGGUGACCUGAUAAUCCAUGGAUGUCUAGGAAGGACAGCAGAGAAUUUCUCGCUUUAAGCCAGGAACGGUCUAUGGUGCUUCCUUGCUGGAUCUCUCCCUUGCUUGGAUGUCUUGGGGAAGCUGAUGCCUGCUAGACAGCCCGUGUAGCCAGUGGGAGUUAAAUGGUGUAAGCGCUGCUGCUGUGGGGCAGAAGACAGGCUCAUAUCGCAAUGGCUCUGACCAUCGAGACAGAGUCACGGAUCUACCGCUCCUUGCGAGCCGUCUCCGGCAUCACUGCCCACCUUGUCUCACUUGGUUUCACCAUCUUUGUGGCCGUACUGGCCAGACCUGGGUCAAGCUUGUUCUCCUGGCAUCCUUUCUUAAUGUCGCUUGCGUUCUCCUUCUUGAUGACCGAAGCCCUGCUGGUUUUCUCGCCGGAGAGCUCACUGCUCCGCUCCUUCUCUCGCAAAGCCAAGGUCCGCUUCCACUGGGCCCUGCAGCUGCUGGCCCUCCUCUGUGCCCUGCUGGGCCUGGCUAUCAUCAGCUACAACAAGUACCUUAACAGCAAGGCCCACUUUGUCACCUGGCAUGGUCUGACAGGCCUGCUGACCGUGCUCUAUGCCAGCAUGCAGUGCAUAGGCGGCGUUGCUCUCCUCUACCCCAAGCUGAUGAAGAACUGGACGCUGGCCAAGCUGAAGGUCUACCAUGCCACAUCGGGGCUGGUGGGUUACCUCUUGGGCUGUGCCAGUUUGAUGCUGGCCAUGUGCUCCUUGUGGUUUACCACCACAGUGACAGGUCUUUCCUGGUACCUGUCACUGCUGUGUCCCAUUCUCACCAGCCUAGUUAUCAUGAACCAGGUGAGCAAUGCUUAUCUCUACCGCAAAAGGAUCCAGCCCUGAGGUACCACGCUGAAACCAAGUUUCCCUGGGAAUGUUCGAGGUGCCACGCACAGUCCCUGGGGCAUUGGACCAGGGAAGUCACCUGUGUAGGGUCUCUCUGGAGCUAGCUUUCUAACUAACUCUCUAUUUUUAAUACUGGAAAUGUCUAUAGCAUUGUGCCCAGUCCAUGAAAUUGCUCUUCCCAGAAUGCCUAGCAGUCCUGGGCACGGUGGUAUAGUUGCCAUCAGACAGUGUGUGUGACGGACAGCAGCAAUUUAGCCCAUAUGUGCUUUGGUGCUGAACGGUUUCCCAGCCACAUGCAGGUCUAGUAGCUAGAACAGCUGGGCGCUUAUCAGCGGAGCCCCAUAUGAACUACUCCACGCUCAGACUUUGUACAACCAGUGGCGAAAGGAUUAAAGCUGGAAUUCAGACCUGCUUCCCCUGGUUGGGCUGAACACUAGUGCAGGAUGUUCUCAUUGAUAAAGCACCAGGACUGUAUUGCAGUGUGGGGAACUUGUUAUAUCCCUUUUGUGAUUAGGCAUGUCUGGAAUUUUCCCUUCCCCAUCCUUUUAUAGGAGUAAAGCUCAGUAUUUCCUAGCAACAAGCAAACCUGCAGGGAGGACUGCCCCGGGCCCACAGCCCUAAUCCAGAAGGAGGUGCUGCAGUGCAGAGAAGAGGGGAUCAUGGUAGUAGAGAUGGGACAGGCACCAUCUACCCUUGAGUAAUGUUGACCCCUCUGCCAUGGGCUGGGGAGUCUGCCUUGGAGAAGGUGCAGGCUAGGGAACAGGAGGUGGGAGGGAAGGGCCAUGGCUACCUUCUCCCAUGGGCAGAGGAGCUUUUCAGGCACCCUGUGAAGAUUCUCUAAAUUAAAGGUAAGUGAUGGUUGUUUCAGCCCACCUGGGUGAAGGGUUUGAGGCUGAGGGAAUGAAGGCGGGGUGAUGACUAAGGAGAAGCCCUGGAGCAGAGGGGCUUGGGCUGUCCAUGAGCAAAACUAGAGACAGGUGAAGCUAAGGAGACCAUCUUGCCUGAGCUAGGGCUGUGCUGAGUGGGUGAGGCUCACCCUGGGCAACCUUAGCUUGGAUCUCCUGGUAGAGCAUGGGCUGGAAAUCCAAGCUCCAGGAGUGGCAGAGCCAUUCAGCACCUCCCUGUGCACUUCGACUGGGGCUGCUUGUUAAAGCCACUCUGAGUGGAGCCAGCCAAGGGCCUUAAUCUGCAUACUCUCUGUAGAGCAGGGCUCCAGCCUUGUAGCAGCUGGGAUCAGCUGCUGAGAGGGAUCUCCCCAGUGUGCCAUUUGAGCAGCUCAGAUCUGCGGGGCUGGAAUUAUUGCCCAGAUGGUUUGGAGGGGAUGGGAAGUUGGGACCUUCUCCAUGGAAGAUCAGAGAGCUGAGGGCAUACGCUCUUGCGUCCAGGAGCACCUGCCAUCCAGGGAUCUCUCAGCACUUUUGCAGCUGCUAAUGAGUCCUUCCCACACCCCUCAUGGAGUAGCCAGUAUUGUUCACCCCAUUGUACAGCAGGGGAAACUGAGGAACAGAGAGGGAAGUGACUUGUCCAAGGUCUCACAAGGAGCCAGUGGGCAGAUCUGGGAAUCAAACCCAGCUCCUGAGGUUUCUGCACCAUCCUCUCCCCACUGUUCCUCUGACAGCCUUCUGGGCAAAGCUCAGGCCCACUGUCCCCUUCCAUGUGGUAUGUGGGUGUGAGAGCAGCAGGCUUGCUGUGUGUUGUGUGUUGCUGGGACACAGUCCUGGUGUAUGUACUGUAGUGUCUUUAGCUGUAUCAUGUGGGAAAGUGCCCACAGCCUCCUGGGCACUGAGAGACUGGGAGUGGGGACGUAUUGCACACAUGGUGCUAUGGCCCACAGGCAGAGCCUGUCUUCUGGGGAAGGGGAGAAAUGAGUUGGACUGAACCUUCUGCGCCUGGUGGGAAGGAAAGAACUUGGGCUCCAAGAAGGAGGAGCUUGGAAGCAAGUCCUGGUUUUACACCUCUUGGGUAAAAGAACAAAUCUUGGGUUAGGCCCUCCAGGCUCCCUAGGUCCAGCCCUUCUCUGGGAGAAGUCUGGGGCACAUAGGCUAGACUAGGGCUUGAUUCUAUCACAGCACCCAGGGGCCCUUCCUUGUGCCUGGAGUAGCCCUGGUGAGGAUUCCUAAUGGUGCUCUGCUGCAUUAGCUGCUGUGCAGUAUUCCCCUUGGCCGUUGUGUGAGCAUGGAAUGAUCCUGGUGGCCCAUUCACCUUAAUGUGGCACUGACACCUCCCUUCCCCUCCUCUCUGUUAGAGAGCUAGGAGCAGCCUUGGUUCAGGAGGCAGCCCCGGGGACUCUCUCUGCUGUGUGUGCAGCUCUCCUCCCUGGUUAAAUGAACCCCCCUGCUAGCAGGGAGGUCCCACUGCUCCUGCUCCGCAGGCCUCGGGGCUGUAAAAGGUGCAGAAAGGGUUUGACUCCUGCUGGAGCCCAAGGAAGCUGCAGCCAGCCGCAGCUGCCAUUUCAAUCCUCUUACUGAGGUGCAGCAUGUUCCCUUGGGGGCAGGGGAA